Messenger RNA from Epinephelus fuscoguttatus (brown-marbled grouper), 1316 nucleotides. RefSeq names its product ADP-ribosyl cyclase/cyclic ADP-ribose hydrolase 1-like. NCBI's taxonomy places the organism in Eukaryota, Metazoa, Chordata, Actinopteri, Perciformes, Serranidae. Gene Ontology annotation, cellular component: plasma membrane. The coding region runs from base 181 to 1008 and encodes 275 amino acids. The record is from RefSeq and is a predicted model, not a curated record. Gene Ontology annotation, biological process: positive regulation of B cell proliferation. Gene Ontology annotation, molecular function: phosphorus-oxygen lyase activity; NAD+ nucleosidase activity. The transcript is spliced from 8 exons.
GACACUUCUCUUUGGAGCACAGCCUGCCUGCAUGGCCACGAGCCAGUGCACGUGCGCGCGCGCGCACACACACAAAGUGUGCUCCUCCAUAAAUAGACGGCGGAGCGCGAGAGACGACAACAAACAACAGUUUGACCGCCAAACUUCCGUCGUGAAUUUGACAGUUUUGAGUUGUUUUCAAUGGAGCGUGGAGAGUACGGAGCUCCGGAGAAGAGACGCAGGAGACGCUGCCUGAUUCUAACUGUGGUCGCUGUGCUGCUGCUCGUUGUUAUUAUCGCCAUCGUGUUGGGACUGACGCUCCGGAAAAACACUGACACAUUUACGUCAACAUUCACUGCAAGGUGUGAAAAGUUUGGAGGAUACGACUGUGAAAAGGUCUGGGGUGCAUUUGAAGAAGCCUAUGUAGGACGGGACCCUUGUAAAGUUCCACCAGAAGCCUAUGACCCCUUCAUUGCUGCAGCCCCUUUGAAACCUGCCUGCAACAGAAUGAUGUUCUGGAGCAAAACAAAGCAUGUGGUCCAUGACUUUACUGAGAAGAAAGAUUGUUUUAUCACUGUGGAGGACACUCUGAUGGGAAAUGUGGUGGAUGGUCUGACCUGGUGUGGGAAGGAGGGCAGCAGUGAAACAUUCACUACCGGCUGCCCAGGAUGGACAGACUGUGAGAACAACACUGUUCGCUCAUUCUGGAACAGAGUGUCAACUGCGUUUGCAGAUGCUGCCUGUGGUGAUGUCUCAGCAAUGUUAAACGGCUCCAUCAAUACACCAUUCCAUCCUAAAAGUAUUUUUGCAAGCAUCGAAGUGAAGAGGUUCCAACCUUCCACAGUGAAAAGCCUGAAUGUUGUUCUGGUCACACAGAAGAGCGCUGUGACAAACUGCACAAAUGCAUCUUUAAAGGAUUUACAGAAAGAGCUGGCUGAAGGAAUUAAAUAUAGCUGCAAGGAAGUGGCUGAAACUCAGAUUCAGGAGUGCGGCUCCAACCCAGACAUAGCCUGUAGGGCCUGCUGGUGAAAGUCUUUGUAAAUUGAAUAAUGUUUUGUUAUGCAGUCCAUUCCUUUUGUACCUGUGGGCCAGUUUGACUUGAUGUGAAAUGUUUUUAUAUAAAUGUCACUGAUACAUUUUUACAACAUGAUAAUGCACCUUUGUGUUCUGUAGUGAAAAGGUUCUGGGUGUGACGGGGAAGCUUAGAGCUGUGGUACCAGUGCCAUGUACUAUAGGGUGAAAUACCAAUGCUGCUAUCUAAUCACAUUGAACAGACGAUCUCACUCCCACCUGGUGGCAGAAUUUGUAAUGUUUUUAAAUAAAAUGUUGAAAUAUGA